Molecule: messenger RNA, 4489 nt
Organism: Tupaia belangeri chinensis (Chinese tree shrew)
Lineage: Eukaryota; Metazoa; Chordata; Mammalia; Scandentia; Tupaiidae
Gene: ZNF512B
Product: zinc finger protein 512B
Exons: 18
Coding region: 15-2783 (922 amino acids)
Molecular function (GO): zinc ion binding
Source: RefSeq, a predicted model, not a curated record
AGCACAGGCCCGCGAUGCCAGGCGCCCUGGGACACGCCGGGAUCCUCGGGGGCCAGGUGACCAGGCCAGCCCAGCUCCUUCAGAGGCAAAAGAUGGCCGAUGCUUUCUGUGUUGGAGGAGGGCGCCGGCUGCAGGGGUCCGGCAGGAGUGGACCUGGGAAGGACAGCAGCCGGAAGGAGGUCCGCCUGCCUGUGCUGCACGACCCACCGAGGCUGGGAAUGCCAGUGGUUCGAGGUGGACAGACGGUACCCAGCCAGGCCACGCUCUGCUUUGACCCGGGGAGUCCAGCCAGCCAUAGGACAGAGGGGAAGAAGAAGGGGCGGCCGAAAGCUGGGAACCAGGCCCUCCGAGACAUUCCUCUCUCCCUGAUGAACCAGUGGAAGGAUGAGUUCAAGGCUCACUCCAGGGUGAAGUGCCCAAACUCGGGGUGCUGGCUGGAGUUCCCCAGCAUCUACGGGCUCAAGUAUCAUUACCAGCGGUGCCAAGGGGGCGCCAUUUCAGAGAGGCUGGCCUUCCCCUGCCCCUUCUGUGAGGCUGCAUUCACCUCCAAGACCCAGCUGGAGAAACACCGUACUUGGAACCACAUGGACCGACCCCUGCCCGCCCCCAAGCCUGCACCCGUCAGCCGGCCAGUCAGCAUCAGCCGGCCUGUCGGGGUCAGCAGGCCCAUUGGAGUGAGCAAACCUGUCACUGUGGGCAAGCCAGUGGGCGUCAGCAAACCCAUUGGCAUCAGCAAACCAGUCACGGUCAGCAGGCCCGUGCCGGUCACUAAACCUGUGCCGGUCACCAGGCCUGUCCCGGUCAGCAGGCCCAUGCCAGUCACCAAGGCCAUGCCAGUUACCAGGCCUGUGCCGGUCACCAAGCCCAUAACGGUCACCAAGCCCGUGCCGGUCACCAAGCCCGUGCCGGUCACCAAGCCCGUGCCAGUCACCAAGCUCAUCACAGUUACAAAGCCUGUGCCGGUCACCAGGCCAGUGCCGGUCGGCAGGCCCCUGGUGGUCAGCAGGCCAGCUGCCAUCAGCCGACACUCCCCGCCCUGCAAGGUGGUGCUGCUGGCCAAGUCUGAGAACAGAGUACCGCGCACUGCGGGGAGGAGCAGCGGUAAGAAAAGGGCUGCAGAUGGGCUGGACGCCUGCCCCAUCCCGCCCAAGCAGCUGAGGCCAGAGAACGGGGAGUGCAGCCCGUCCCCCCCAGGACAGAGCUCGGCCAUUCAGCUGGGUGUGGACCUCGGUAGCUGCCCGCUGUCGCCCGGUGGCAGGCCCUCGGGGAGCGAAGAGGCACCCCGGGCUGCAGGCCCCAUGUCGCUGCCUGACGAGGACCCAGAGCGCACAAAGCACAGAAGGAAACAGAAAACACCCAAGAAGUUUACAGGGGAGCAGCCAUCCAUCUCAGGGACCUUCGGGCUCAAGGGCCUGGCCAAAGCCGAGGACAAGGCCCGAGUUCACCGCUCCAAGAAACAGGAGGGGCCCAGCCCCGAGGAUGUGCGGAAGAAGGUGUCGGCCACCUCUGUCACCUCUGUCACCACUGGCAAGGAGGCCCCGGCGCCUGUGGCCCACCAAGCCCCAGGUGGGGGCAGCCUGGUGGGGCCCAGGGCAGGCGGCCCUGAGGAGCACUGGCAACGGGCCAUCCACGAGCGGGGAGAGGCCGUCUGCCCCACGUGCAACGUGGUCACCCGGAAGACCCUCGUGGGGCUCAAGAAACACAUGGAGGUGUGCCAGAAGCUGCAGGACGCACUCCGAUGCCAGCACUGUAGGAAGCAGUUCAAGUCCAAGGCCGGCCUCAACUACCACACCAUGGCAGAGCACAGUGCCAAGCCCUGUGACUCUGAGGCCUCCAUUGGGAGUGAACAGGAGCGGGAGCGGCUACGCAAGGUGCUGAAGCAGAUGGGGCGGCUCCGCUGCCCCCAGGAGGGCUGCGGGGCUGCCUUCUCCAGCCUCAUGGGCUACCAGUACCACCAGCGACGCUGUGGGAAGCCACCCUGCGAGGCGGACAGCCCCUCCUUCCCCUGCUCCCACUGCGGCAAGACCUACCGCUCCAAGGCCGGCCACGACUACCACGUGCGCUCAGAGCACGCAGCCCCGCCCCCUGAGGAGCCUGCAGAUAAGCCCCCCGAGGCAGAGGACCUCCUGGGUGUGGAGCGGACACCCAGCGGCCGUGUACGCCGCACGUCGGCCCAGGUCGCCGUGUUCCACCUGCAGGAGAUCGCAGAAGAUGAGCUGGCCCGCGACUGGACCAAGCGGCGCAUGAAGGAUGACCUGGUACCUGAGACUGCACGGCUCAACUACACCCGGCCAGGCCUCCCCACGCUCAGCCCCCAGCUACUGGAGACGUGGAAGACCGAGGUCAAGGAGAAGGGCCACGUUAGCUGCCCCAACGACGGCUGUGAAGCCGUCUACUCCAGCGUGUCUGGCCUCAAGGCACACCUCGCCAGCUGCAGCAAGGGGGACCACCUGGUGGGGAAGUACCACUGCCUGCUGUGCCCCAAAGAGUUCAGUUCUGAGAGUGGCGUCAAGUACCACAUCCUCAAGACCCACGCGGAGAACUGGUUCCGAACCUCGGCAGACCCUCCUCCCAGGCACAGGAGCCAAGACUCACCAGUGCCCAGGAGGGAGAGAAAGAAAAGCCCAGCGGCUGGGAAGAAGCGGGGCCGUAAGCCCAAGGAGCGGCCCCCCGAAGAGCCCGCACCCUCCCGCCGGGACGACUGGCCUCUGGGAGGCAGAGACAAGGGGGCGCGGGGGCCCGCUGGCCGGAAGGUGGCAGCCGGCAAGGCACCUGAAAAGUGAGCCUGGGGGCCUGGCCCCGAGCUGGCCUCCAGGACUGCUCUGUCUAGGGCAGGUAGCCUGCUCUGGACCCCCUGUUAUCCUGUCUUCACUCCCCACCCCGCUCUCAUCCAUCCAGUGGGGGUAGCCAGCCCCUCCUCUGCCUGGAGGUGGCCCUUCCCCUCUCCAGGCUGGCGCCAGGGGGUACCAGGACGCAGUGCGGUAGCCUAGAGGCCGGCGCCCAGGGGCUGCAGUGCAGAGCAGGCAGCUGGCCUCCAGGCCUCUGCGUCCUAAGGCCCCGCAGGCCCCCAGCCUGGCUCGCCUGAGACUCAGGCGUCCCUAGUGACCAGCCGCCAUCAUCUGGCCUCGCCUCUACCCGACACUGGAAGUCCAGCACCCUAGCUACCUCCCAGGACAGCCCGUCUGACCACUGCCAUGCCGACUUGCCUCCCUCCCUCCUGCCCUCCCUUGGCUCCUUGGCUCUGCUUUCUACCUCUCCAGCCUCACCCCACACAGCCCCAGACCCUGCUGUACUCCAGGCCCACCCCUCCUAACAGCUUUCCUCUGCCAGCCGCCCGGGCCUACUUGGAGCAAGGCAGCCCUCGCAGGCAGCAGGAGCAGGGGUUGGAGGCCUGGGCAGAGGGGCAAGGCUUUGACACUGCAGGCCCAGGUCAGGCAGCCUGAUGGGGCAGGGAUGGCCCAGGGACGUGUGGGCAGAGGUCUGGGCACACAGGUCCGCAGCGAAGGCCGCCUUGUACCUGCCUCGUUUCUAGUCACGUGGUCACUUGAUGCAGGAGCUGAAGGCCAGCCAGUGAGGGCUGGGACAGGUCUUGGUGGGCUGGAGGCAUCUCCAGGUCUCCUGAGGGCACCUGGGUCUGCAGGUCAGGCAGGGGUCAGGGAGGAGCCAGGGUGCAGGAGGAGGUGCCACAGUGCCUCCAGCUUCCCUGGGCCCUGGCCUUCAGGAGCGCACUGUAGGGAGAGAGUGUUCGGAGGGUGGGUUUGAGCAGAGACCGUUUUCCAGUCGGGGCUGGGGUGGGUUGAGGGCUCAGCCUCGCUGGUCCUGGACUCUGUGGGUUUUGGUGUUUGCCCGUGUGCGUGUGUCCUGGGUGUAGUGGAUGCCAGUCUUGUUGCUGUGGCAGGUGACAACCUUUUUUUAAAUUCUGUUUUUUUAUACAAAAACUCACAAUCUGACAUUUUGGUGCUAAGGGUUUCCUGGGGCUGAUGGUAGGGCUGGGGGCUAGGCUUGGCCAGGCUGUUGGCUUCUGGAUCUGGAGUCCCUCUGCUUCUCAGGGAGGCAGUACUGACUGGGCAUCCCUCUGCCCUCACCCAGCCCCCAGGGAAAAGGGCCUCAGCUGGGCCGGGCCGUCCUGCCCUGCGGGACAGAAGGGAGGCAAACGGGCAGCUUUGGGGACUGGAAUCUCCUCCUACUUUGGCCAGAAGGCUCUGGCCCUCAGCAGCCUGGGCCCAGUCUGCCAAGGAGGGUGCAGGGUCCUGGACUUGUCCACUCCUACACGUCCUGGGGGCAGUGGGCAGCAGUGGGUGUGGGCAUGGGCUUUAGGGCAGGAAGGCGUUCUUCUGUGUCCCUGAGUGUCAGUAGGGUGUGCCCCUGCCGGAAGUGGCAGUAGGAUCAGCAGCCCCUGCACAGGCAGCCUCCACGGGGAGGGCGGGAGCUGGCAAAGGUCCAGGUGUGCUUUGUCCUUGUCACCAGUGGCAGGGGGGGGGCAGCCCCC